Molecule: messenger RNA, 1593 nt
Organism: Siniperca chuatsi (mandarin fish)
Lineage: Eukaryota; Metazoa; Chordata; Actinopteri; Centrarchiformes; Sinipercidae
Product: olfactory receptor 10J4-like
Exons: 1
Coding region: 302-1228 (308 amino acids)
Biological process (GO): G protein-coupled receptor signaling pathway
Cellular component (GO): membrane
Molecular function (GO): G protein-coupled receptor activity; olfactory receptor activity
Source: RefSeq, a predicted model, not a curated record
AGUUUAAGCUCAGUUUCAGCUCAGUUAGGAGGGACUCACAGUAUGACUACAGCAGGUAAACAGAUAAACGUCAGGAUUCACACAAUGUCACAAACUGUUUUCUGUAUUGUCUUACCUUUUAUAUAGACUUGAUGAAUUUAUUUACUGUGCUGAAUACUAUUAGUGUGUUUAAUAUUUAGCUACACAUAGUCCCAAACAAGCGCAGAGCUUAUAGUUAGUUUUACUAAAACAAAAUGUAACAGUGGAAUUGAUUCAUCCUAUGUACAGUGUUAUGACUUCUUUAUGAGACAAAAGGAGGAUCAUGAUAAAUUCUACACAGGUUUCAUAUUUCACACUUGCUGCCUAUUUUGAAACUGGGCUUUUUAAAUACUUGUAUUUAAUGGUUAUUAUGUCUUUAUAUAUGUUAAUUGUUUGUGCAAAUGUUUUGCUCAUCGUGGUUAUCUGUAUGAACAGAAGCUUACAUGAACCUAUGUACCUUUUUCUGUGCAGCCUGUUUGUAAAUGAGCUGUAUGGUAGUACAGGGUUGUUUCCUUUCCUUCUGGUUCAGAUUCUCUCUGACGUUCACACUGUUUCUGCUCCAUUUUGUUUCCUGCAGAUUUUCUGCUUGUAUACAUAUGGAAGUGUGGAAUUUUUCAACUUAGCCAUCAUGGCUUAUGACAGAUACCUUGCUAUCUGUUGUCCUCUACAAUAUAACACCCAAAUGACAUCUAAAAAAAUUGCCAUGCUUAUUGCUGUAACAUGGUUUUGCUCUUUUCUACUAUCUCUUGUGAUGAUAUCCUUGAGUAACUCUUUACAGCUGUGUGGGACCACUAUUAAGAAAGUGUACUGUGACAACUACUCCAUUGUGAAAAUGGCAUGUUCUGACAUCACGAUCAAUAAUAUCUAUGGACUCUUUAUCACUUCAAUCUCAAUCUUUUGUCCUCUAAUUCUAAUUUUUUACACUUACAUUAAGAUUCUUAAAGUUUGUUUUUCUGGUUCCAAACAGACGAGACAAAAAGCUGUCAGUACCUGCACACCUCACCUUGCUUCCCUCCUGAACUUUUCUUUCGGGGCCUGCUUUGAAAUAUUACAGAGCAGGUUUAAUAUGAACAAUCUACCCAAUAUUUUGAGAAUUGUUUUAUCAUUAUACUGGCUUAUGUGCCAGCCGCUUUUCAACCCUUUACUGUAUGGUCUAAAUAUGUCCAAAAUCCGCAUCCUAUGUAAAAGUCUUGUCUUUGCUGAAAUGUAGGCCACUUAUGUAAUGACCAUCCAACAGAUUUCUGUGUUUCCUAGACAUUGAAAAUGCAUUUGUGGUUGUUUAAGGUCUAAAGUAUGACACUUGAAAUUCUAAAGCUGCCCUGAUUAGAUAAAUUAGCUUGCCAUGUCGAUUUUAAAUUAAUGUACAUUUUCUCAUCAUACUGUGUUUUGAAAUGCAUUUCCACAAAGAUGGAUGAACAAAAAUAACAAAUUAAAAGAAGAAAUGUUUUUUAUUGAAAGCAAAGUGGUUUUGAUAAGCUGUAAAUAAAUCAUACAUGGAAAACAUUGACAUUUGCAGUUGUUGCUGCUAAGGGUGGCCCAACCAGUUAUUAGGUUUAGGGGGGAAUCACUUUUUCA